This is a messenger RNA of Suricata suricatta (meerkat), 2196 nucleotides long. It is a transcript of the gene CD3D, whose product is annotated as CD3d molecule. Gene Ontology annotation, biological process: positive thymic T cell selection; cell surface receptor signaling pathway. The record is from RefSeq and is a predicted model, not a curated record. The transcript is spliced from 5 exons. Bases 100 to 609 code for a protein of 169 amino acids. Gene Ontology annotation, molecular function: transmembrane signaling receptor activity. Lineage: Eukaryota; Metazoa; Chordata; Mammalia; Carnivora; Herpestidae. Gene Ontology annotation, cellular component: membrane; external side of plasma membrane; alpha-beta T cell receptor complex.
ACUUUUUCCGGGUCCCAUGAGUCAGCUGGGGGCCGGCAUCCUCUCUCACCGGGGCCCCGGGGCUGUCUGCUGCGUGAGUUCCGUGAGUUCCGCUGGAACAUGGAGCGCUCCCGCGUCCUGGCUGGCCUGCUACUGGCUGUUCUCUCCCGGGUGAGUCCCUACAAGGUGUCCGUGGAGGAACUUGAAGACAAGGUGUUACUGAAUUGUAACACCAGCGUGGUGUGGUUGGAGGGAACCACAGGGACACUACUUCGAAACGGUACAAAUCUGGACUUGGGAAAACGCAUCCUGGACCCACGAGGCGUGUAUAUGUGCAAGAGGCCAGAAGAGAAAGAGGACACACCUGUCAUGCAAAUAUAUUUUCGAAUGUGUCAGAACUGUGUGGAGAUGGACGCAGGUACCCUGGCUGGCCUCAUCAUCGCGGACAUAAUCGCCACUCUUCUCCUCGCUGUCGGGGUCUAUUGCUUUGCAGGACAUGAGACUGGAAGGCUCUCCAAGGCUGCCGACGCUCAAACUCUCCUGGGAAAUGACCAGCUCUACCAGCCCCUUCGAGAUCGGAGCGAUGCCCAGUACAGUCAUCUUGGUGAAAACUGGCCUCGGAAGAAGUGAACCGGAGGCUGGUGGCUUCUAGGAGCGUCGGCGCGUGACUGCCUUCUUCUCUCGCUCAGCAGGUGCCUGGACUUUCCAAGGUCGGGAAAGGCACGGUGUCGUCCUGGCUCAGCGGGGCCCUUGCCCUCCUGGCCACCUGUGUCCUUCCUUCACUGUUUCUGUUCCUCUGCCCCCGAUGGACAGCGGGACAGGCAGCCUCCCACCCCCUCUGGCCCACUGGUGUUUGCGGUGCGCUGGGCUCCCUGGGCGCAGGGCCCGCGCCGCCACACCGCCUCAGCUGCCUGUGGCCUCCGGCCCCUGUGACAGCCCCUUCAGGGCUUUGGCUUCCCCCCCCCCCCCCCGACAGCUGAGAGCGGGCUGCUAUGUGUAGAGACCCAGCCACACGGAAGUUUCCGUGACAUCGUAAGCAGAGGAGGUGGAAACAUCAAAGGCUCAGGAGGCCACUUCUUAUCAAGACGUGGAGAGCGUGUGUGACAAAGUCCCACUUCUGCCGAGGGGCUGGCCUGACUUUAGGACCCCGUGCAGGGGUAGCUCCGGCCAGGAGGAGGUUGCAACGUAGGUCCGUUCAAGACCCUUUCUCUCCUUCUGUAUAGAAGGUACCGCUCACCUUCCUCUUCUCGGAACCUGUCCCCCUCCUGCCCCACCCCCGCUUCUGGAUCAUCAACUAACAUCAGAAACUCACCAGCGAUCCACAUGCAUUACUCCUCUCCCCACCCCCCGCAGAGCUGGGAUUUGGGAGUGGACAGGGCCCUGGGAUGUUUUCUAUAGACGUCAUCUUCAGCUAGCUGUUAGUGGUGGUCCUGAAACCUUGGGAGCCUGAGAGAUUGAUUAAAAAUGUAGACCCUCGGGGCCCCCCAGGAAUGCGGCCCCCAGCUGAUUCUGAAGCGCCCUCCAGUGCAGAGUCUCUGGCGUAGAGGGAGAGUUGGGGCCACUGACUCUUCUGCGUCCUUUGUGCUCAUUCCUGUCCACCGUGGGGCAGGCCCCCCUUUUGUUCUCUGAGUUUGAGUAACUGGAGGAACUUCGGGACAGUUUAGUAAGCGUGGGCCUUUCCCCGGCCAGGACACAGCCGGAGACGUGUGGGAUUCUGCCCACUGUCUUCUCGGGCUCUACACAGAUGUUAAUUCUGUUGGAGACAACAUGAGCUCAUAAUUUACACCUUCACGGUCACGGUCCGUUUCCACCCCUCACUACUACGAGGCCCUCUGACACCUGCCUCCCGCCUUCCCGUUGGGUCUGCUCCGCUGGGGGCAACCUUCCCGUGGCUUCGAGGGCACCAGGCCGCCCCUCCCACGCCCUGCACACUUCUCUCUGCCUGGUUUGGCUCGCACGCUUUGGUACCCCCUGGGCCUCUGUCCAGUCCUCUACACUGAACGAGCCUGGGAGCCCUCUGCACCGUGGCCCCUCCAGAGAUGCUGAGUACCGGGCGUUCAGGCAUCAGGACCUGAAAAACGGCUUCCGGUGACCUCAGCGUGAAGCCCAGGUUGAGAAGUCUGUCCUCCACCUGAACCUUCUGGAACCUUGGGUCCCUUUGGUUCUCUUUUUUUGUGCUUUUUUUUUCUUUUCUUUUUUUUUCUUUCAUUAAUUUUU